CGAAAAAAAACGAGUAUUUAAAUGCAUCCUAAAACCUUGUUUUUUUAGCUUUGUAGGCUAAAUUUAUUAAAAAUGGCAUUUAGAAUCAAAAUUAAAAUACCAUUAAUAAUGAAAAUAAUAUCUAGAACAUUUAAUUAGCUUAAAAAUAUUUAAAUGAAAGCAAUACUGUGAUGAAAAAAAGGAUGGAAGAUAUUGUAAGUUAUAAAAGAAGUGAAUAAGCAAGAAUUUCUAGUUAAUAAAAUAAAAAAGACUUCGAAGAGAAAAAUAAAGAAGAAUUAUAAAAAACAAUCUAAAUAGAAGAACAUAAUAGGAAAAUGGAGGAAUAUGAAACAAGAAAAAAAAUAGAAAAAUAACUAUUAAAACAAAAAAUGGAAUUAAGAAAUGAAAUCAUUAAAGUUAAAGGAAAUUAAAUAGUUAAAAUAGGAGGAAUUAAAAUAGAAAAUAUGACAGAAGAAGAUUUCGUUUCAAUUGAUAUUAAUACUUUAUAUGAUUUGAAGAAAAAUGUAUAAAAUAAAAUCAAAGAAGAACAAGAAAAUAAAUAUAAAAAAGCUUUCACAAAACUUGAUUAUGAUAUUUUCUUUGCUAUUAAACUUGAAGAAAGAAAAAAACAAUAUACUGAAGAAAUGUAAUAGUUUAAACAUUAUAUAGAAAAAGAAUUUAAAUAAAAAAUAAUGACAGAAGCACUCAAAGCAUUCCAAGAUAAAGAAGCUUAAUUAUAAAAAGAAAAAGAAGCUGAAAGAAAUCAACCUUUUUAAUAAUAAUAAGAAUAACUUUUAUCAGAAUGUUCCUGGCGAAUAGUUUAAUAAAAAAACGAUGUUAUUUAAACAGAAGAAAUUUCUUAAGUAUAAUCAUCUAAAUUUUAAUAAAUAACUUAAGUUUAGGAAAGUGAUGCUGGUUGGCGAUAAAAUUUGCCUAAAUAAGACGAAAAACCAGUUAAAUAAGAAUAACCUGCAAUUUCUCGAGGUAUUCAUGGCUUAGUUGCAAACCAAAAAACAAAUGAUGAUAAUUUAUGGCGUACAAAAGAAGUAUAACCAACCUAAUAACUAACCUAAACAAAAUAAACAGUAGAUAUUGGCCCUCCUAAAAGAUUUAUUAAUAAUGCUAUAGGAAAUUAAGAUUAAAUGUCUAGAAAACUUCCUUAAAAUUAAUAAAACUUGUAAAAACCGACUACUGUAGUUAAUGAUAAUACUGGUGGAGGUAUUUUCAGUAGAAACAAAAAUUUCGAAAGUAAAUAAAGUUAAGGUCCUUAAAUUUCAAGAAACACAAAUUAGAAAAAAUGA
Molecule: messenger RNA, 1280 nt
Organism: Ichthyophthirius multifiliis
Lineage: Eukaryota; Ciliophora; Oligohymenophorea; Hymenostomatida
Exons: 4
Source: RefSeq, a predicted model, not a curated record